AUGCCGAAACACCUUAAGGCCGUCCUCAAGGGUAAGCGGCUUUUGGUCUUCGGCGAGAUGCUCGUCGCAUGUGGCUAUGGCGACUCUUCAAUUGCGUCCGAAAUUGGGGAGGGCUUCGACUUGACAGGUCCGAUUCCUGCGUCGGGUGGGCUCUUCAAACCCGUUGUGGAGCCGGCGUCGAUGACCAAGGAGUGUUUGCGCGCCGCUGCCAGCGCAGUCCGUGCAGGCAUUCUUCGCGCCACCGAACGUGUGUGCUCAUCCGAGCUCGCGCAGGAGGUUCACGACAUUACCAAGGAAGAGGUAGACCGCGGGUGGCUCGAAGGGCCCGUGCCACUUGAGCAACUGAGCGAGACUUGUUCCUUGAGCAGACGGUUCGGAGUUGAGCAGCGGUCCGGUGGGAAGCGCAAAGUCAGGCCCAUCGACAACCUGUCGGAAUCCUUUAUCAACUCGACCGUUUCCCGCACCGAGUCGAUUCAACCUCACGGCUUGGAUGUGGUUUGUGCGGGCAUCGCUUACAGACUUAGGGUCCGUGAGAGGUUCGGCCGUGCCAGCGUGCCAAAACUUAAAAUCAUAGACCUGCAUAAAGCGUAUAAGCAACUCGGCAUUUCCCUUGACGCCAUACAGGAUUCUUUCUUGUGUGUGCCGAACCCGGAGACGGGCAAACCAUCCAUCUACGCCUGCCAUGUACUGCCCUUCGGAUCAUCUGCUUCAGUCGCGGCAUUUUGCCGCAGCACGAUGGGAUUGUGGCACUUAGGGUGCGCUCUGUUGUUGAUCCACUGGACGGUGUUUUACGACGACUUUAUCGUCCUCAACGAGGCGUCGUCCACGAAACACCUUGACAUGGUUCUCAAUUGCUUUUGGGACUUGCUUGGAUGGACCGUGGCACGGGACAAAGAAUCCGAUUUUGAUUACUUUGCGAGAGCUCUUGGAGUCAAAAUUUGCUUUCAGUCCGAGAGAGUCUUCGUGGUGGAGAACACCCCCGAGCGAAAGGCCGAACUUGACGAGACCAUCACGCGCUUACUCGGUCUCGAGUGGGUGGAGCAACAUGAGCUCACAUCGCUGAGGGGGAGGUUGCAGUUCGUUGAGGGUCAGAUCCAUGGGCGCCGAAGCGGCAGGUUCAUGCAGCUUUUGUCGCGGCGCGCAGAUUUCAUUGGGGGGUCCGCCAUGGAUUCCGACUUGCAGGCAGCCCUCACUUUCCUUAAGGAUAGGGUUGUAGGUGCUCCCCCUAGGGUAAUAUCCGCGAGACGUGAGAACGCUUGGUUCAUCUUCACUGAUGCGGCCUACGGUGAUGGCCAAACGAACAGUUGUGGGUUAGGAGGGGUACUGGUUGCACCUGAUGGGAAGCCCAUUAGAUUCUUCAGUUGCUUGUUUAACGACGAUGCACUUGAGGGCCUCAGGUUUGGCGAUGUUCAGAGCCCCAUCUACUUUCUUGAAGGCUUGGCAGUAGUGGUCGCGUUGCACGUGUGGAACAGCCUUGUGCAAGGCUCUGAGGCCGUUUGCUUCGUCGAUAAUGAAGCAGCCAAGUCUGCGUUCAUUGCUGGCAAAUCUCCUUGCGUGCACUUCUCAGCCCUGUCGGAAUGGUUGAGUGAUUGGGAGGAACGUGCCUCCUCGUUCCCAUGGUUCGAAAGGGUGAGCAGUGCUGCGAACAUUGCUGAUGGCCCCUCGCGUGAUGAUUGUAGUCACUUGGCGGGUGUUCGCCGCGACGAGAUUGAUUUGCAGUCCAUCAUUCUCGCUUUGCAGUGCUUCUUGCCAGAGCUCUCAGUCGGCGGUGGGUGA
Molecule: messenger RNA, 1776 nt
Organism: Symbiodinium sp. CCMP2592
Lineage: Eukaryota; Dinophyceae; Suessiales; Symbiodiniaceae
Source: the annotation of a GenBank genome assembly